UUUAUUCAGUCGGCGGCAAUCGCUCGUUCAUUCCGCACGCGAUCCAGCUGGAAUAAAUAAAAAAAAAAAAACAUUUGAUUUCAAAUUUCGUCUAGACGCGGGAAAAAAAAAUAAGAGAGAGAAACGGCCAGCAAAGAAAUGUCCGUCGGAAAGCUGCCACUCGUUUGGGUUGUUGGAGUGCUGGCCGUCUGCUGCUGGAUCGUGUCGUCGGGACUGUCGGCCGGCAGCCGGGAGGCUGUUCAAUUGGCGGCCGACACUCAUUUACAUCCGCUGAGUCGGCUGGCCGUCCUCCAGCAAGGGCCCAGUCGCCUGAUGGCGUCCAAAGCCAUGACGACGUUCGUCGUUUACCGGACCACCAUCCCGACUUGUAGCUUCACGACGUCUUGCGCAAUGAUCAACGGCGCCGUGACGGCCUGCAGACGUCUCGACCGCGACGUCGACAUUGACGCCAUCCUACCCAACAAACCUGUCAAAGUUCAGACGACUAUGGCUCCAGAGGAAUCGCCGGUCAUUUUCGUUCCGGACAUCCUGAGUUCGAACGAGCCUCGUGAUGUGCUGGUCAACGGAUUGCUGCCGGGCGGAAGUUGCGGCCCAGCAGCGUCUUUGGCCGGCUCGACUUUCGGCGUCACCAUCAUCUACACCCGGACCAUCAUUUCCGAUUUCACUUGCCUCAGCUCCGUCACGCAGACCAACACUUUCACGCUGGCAGGCUGCACCCCAACCGGCCUCGUUUACUGCAGCCUCUAAUACUAAUCAACUUGAAUUCAUUCCGAUAUUAUACGUGUUUUUAAUACACUUGCGCUUCCACGUCUA
Daphnia pulex (common water flea) is the source of this 813-nucleotide messenger RNA. RefSeq lists its product as uncharacterized. The transcript has 3 exons. Bases 139 to 747 code for a protein of 202 amino acids. Lineage: Eukaryota; Metazoa; Arthropoda; Branchiopoda; Diplostraca; Daphniidae. The record is from RefSeq and is a predicted model, not a curated record.